CGUAAUUCGCAUUGGCAACACCGAUGUAGGAUGUUGUGAUUCUGUCAAAAAAAUAACAAAUAUUUACUCUUUUUCUUCUAAAGUUUCGGGGAUAAAAGCCAGUCUGGGAGAUAUUAGCAACAGAUAUAUUUAGCCAAGAUGGGUGAUGGAAUGCUAUCCCUGUCUUGGAACAAUCACCAUGCUACUUUCUGUGAUAUAUUAAGUAAAUGCAGAGAAAAGGAAACCUACACAGAUGUAACACUUUCUUGUGAGGGAAAUUUUUAUCCAUUGCAUAAAUUAGUCUUGUCAACAUGUAGUGAAUACUUUGAAAAAAUAUUUGAAAGAACACCAUGUAAACAUCCAGUGAUUGUGCUGAAUGACAUUAAGUGUAGAGAACUUGAGGCACUGUUGAGCUAUAUGUAUGCUGGGGAAGUGAGUGUGCCGCAGAGCAACCUAGCUAUGCUUAUAAAAGUGGCAGAGGUCCUGCAGAUCAAGGGCCUGGCAGUGCCUGACACGCCCCCAGCUCCUGCUAAAUCUAAGUCAAGUUCUCUCGAGUCUGGGACUGAGAGAUGCAGCCCACACCCUGCUAAAAGACGCAGAACAGAGGAAAGACUUGUAGACACCACCAGAACGAUGCACGAAUCCACAAGUCCCAAUGUCAGAUUGAACCCCACUGAGAAAGGGAGACAAGUGACCCACGAAGAAGGACACCGCAGGAAAGACCAGGAAGAAGCUCAGGACCCUCUUUCAGUAUCUGAGAUUGGGCAGGAAGAUUAUUAUGCUGCAGAAAUUAAAGAGGAGAUUAUCGAGGAUAUGGUCGACAGUGAAGGCGCUCAGAUAGGAAGAACGGAUCACAGUGUAGAAUACGAUGCUCAGCUUGCCCCUUUUAAAAGUGAAGGUAGUAGUAGAGACAGUAUAUCAGGACACACAGGCUCAGCAGAAUACAGUGAUCCACAGUUUGAACACCUCAACGCCUCUGGACUGCAGACAAGUGAAAUGAACCCAGGACCUUCGGAGAUGAUUGAGUGGCAAGACGGCAUAGUACAAUCGGACAUGACUUCUGGAGAAGGCUGCAGUGGGGUGGGCAUCCUCCAACCAUCGUCACCCAUGUUAAGCCAGCAAACGCCACAGCUUCUAGCACAACAAGGGAUGGUAGCACUUGAGGGCUCAGCAGCAGCAGCGGCGAUGGUCAGAGUCCGUGGAGGCUACACACGCUGGACGCCCGAGGAACGGCUCCUGAUUGCCAAGGCAUGCAUAAGGAUGGGGCCCAAUAAGGCUGCCAGGGAACUCUCCAGGACCCUCAACAAGAAGCUGAGCAAGUCCACUGUCCAAAAUAUCCAUAAGCAGUACCUGGAAAGGCUGGCAAAACGGCAGCUGGUCAAUGCACCAUUGAGUCUCCCUCAAGGGAGGCAAGGACAAUGAGAGGAGGAUAUCCAGCCGUCUACUGGAUGGUUUGGUUCUUGUUUGUCAUCAUUGGAGGCCAGUGCUGCGUUGUUUCUUCUGUUCUUUUGAGAAUAUAGGCAUUGUAUUUAUGGCUGAAAAGGACUGAGGAAUUCCAUUCUUGCUGGGAGUAAGAGAACAAAAUGUGGGUGAUUAGAACAUUUGGAAAUGUGUAGUGAUUGGUGAUGGAUGGAUAAUUCAGUUGCAAAUGUUGGAAGAAGAACAACAUUGCUAAGAGAGAGGGAGAAAGACAGAGACACACAGAAAGAGAAGCAGAGAAGGAUACAGAUAGAGAAAAUCCUCCCUAUACCUUGUUCGUUUUGUUGUGGGAGAGCUUAGGAGAUGGAGACUGAGGCCCAAUGUAGGG
Messenger RNA from Penaeus vannamei (Pacific white shrimp), 1786 nucleotides. Its product is annotated as protein tramtrack, beta isoform. Gene Ontology annotation, molecular function: protein binding. The record is from RefSeq and is a predicted model, not a curated record. Gene Ontology annotation, cellular component: nucleus. Gene Ontology annotation, biological process: regulation of transcription by RNA polymerase II. NCBI's taxonomy places the organism in Eukaryota, Metazoa, Arthropoda, Malacostraca, Decapoda, Penaeidae.